AAGACGUGUGGACACUACAUAAAGUUUUGCAAGAAACAGGGAGCUGUCACUGUAAGCCUGACUGAGUUACAAGAAAGGAGAACAAAUUGACUGUCUAGCGAACACAAAGCUCGUAUCACAGCCUGGACUUGCACUGACUUGAUCUUUCAUAGUGUUCCACUGCCUUGGCUCUGGGGAGAGAGGUGCACCAAACAGCAUUGACUGGCUGGUCUCUCCGUGGAUUAAAACAAACUCCUCUCCUUUUUCACGUCUGUUGAUUGCAAAAAGCCAGCGGUUUGCAGCAGUGAUUUAUCCCAGUCUGAGGCCAUGGAGGAGUCUGAACAUUAUACAUCACUGCAUGAGUUUACCGAGGAUCUCUCGCCCAGAGGUAACAAGCCUAUUCUCUACACGUCCACUACAGGUACCUCUGGGGUGAAGAGGGGGGCAGAGUGCCUGCGUGGUCAGAGAGCCCUGCUGGUGUUCACUGUGUUACUGGCAUCACUAUGUGCCAAUAUAGCACUGGGUGUACUACUGCUCAACAGACCUCAUGUAGAUACAUCAGGAUCUGAAAUGCCGGGUCAGGAUGCAAAUGAUUUGUCGCCGGUGUUAAAACUGAACUCCCUGCAGACCCGAUACAAUCGCCUGUGCAAGGACUACUCAGCAUUGGGAGACAGCUGCUCCAAGACAGUGAGGAAAUGCAGACCUUGUCCAGAGGACUGGCUGCAUUUGGAGGAUAAGUGUUACUACUUCAGCGGUGAUAAAAUGGACUGGGAGAAGAGCCGGGACAGCUGUGAAGAUAUGGGCAGUCAUUUAGCCAUCUUGUACACUCACAAGCAACAUGACUUGCUGGAGGUAGAAGCGAAGAAGAUUGGAGGCUUUGAUUAUCACUUUUGGAUCGGUUUGUCAGACCGUGAGACAGAAGGAAUCUGGAAAUGGGUGGACAAUAAGAUUGUAAAUGACACGUAUUGGAACCACUGGGAGUCUGAACCAAAUAACCACCUCUCGGGGGGUAUCCAUGGAGAAGACUGUGCAGUUCUGGACUCCCACUCCAAGUCCUGGUUUGAUGUGCCCUGCGAUCAUAUCUACAAGCGCAUCUGUCAGAUGGAUGCUUUUGACAUUGAUUGAAGCUGACUGAAUGACAACCCUUUCUUUCUGUGUUCCUGACAGAAAAAUAUACUGUAAUUCUGGUACUUUAGGUUUUUUUUAUUGUUUGUAAGAAUAAAAUUUCUUCGACUGA
Molecule: messenger RNA, 1216 nt
Organism: Alosa sapidissima (American shad)
Lineage: Eukaryota; Metazoa; Chordata; Actinopteri; Clupeiformes; Clupeidae
Gene: cldc1
Exons: 6
Coding region: 307-1104 (265 amino acids)
Source: RefSeq, a predicted model, not a curated record